AUGACACCACCGCACAACGUGAACCACGUCUCAUCGGCAUACAAUGGAGCACCAGACUUAACCUCCAAGCGAUCCUUCUACUCUCAUACUUCAUCUUGCUUUGAAGCCGACGACGAGCGAUCCGAUACCGUUUCGUUUUUCGACUGGAUCACCACCCCCAUGUCCGGCAGGAUGAAUCCUGCCAACGAUACCUUCGAUAAUAGUCCCGGCGACAACAGCGACUACCCAUACGACGACACUGACAGAGACAGCAGCCUGCCUCCCGCACGAUAUCCCGGUGACGACACUCGCCCCACCAGCCAGAAGGAACUCGCGGGAUGGUAUGCCUACGCCUUUGCUGCUGAGGUCUAUGUUAUCUGCGGUAUCGGUUCCUUCAUCCCAAUUCUCCUCGAAAGUCUAGCCCGCGAAAAUGGCGUCCUCCUCUCCGACCGAUCGAAACCCUGUGGUUCCAGCUCCGAUAAGCACGCGACAGCUGCCCAAGGACAAUGCAUCGUCUACGUCUUGGGCAUGGAAAUCAACACGGCGAGCUUCGCCAUGUACACCUUUAGCGUCAGCGUCCUGCUACAGGCCUUGUUGGUCGUCAGCAUAAGUUGCGCCGCGGAUCAUGGCAACUUUCGAAAGAAGCUCUUACUUGCGUUCGCGUGGAUCGGGAGUACGUGUGUGAUGGCCUACAUUUUCAUCAGCAAGAGCACAUAUCUCAUUGGUGCCCUGCUGGCUAUCAUCUCGAAUACCGCGUUCGGCGCAUCCUUUGUGCUGCUGAACUCGUUCUUGCCGCUUUUGGUCAGGCAUCACCCCGAGAUCGAUGAUAUUGGGGACUAUGGCUCGCCAGGCUAUGCGACAACCGAAGAUGGCGAUGAUGAGGAUGAUGAGUACCGUGAGGAUAGCAUGCGCAACUCGACGACUGCCUUGCUCGGAAGCCGAACAUACGAUGAGGGCGAACCUCUUUCCCGAGUCCAGACAACCGAGGAAUUGACCUCCCGCGAACUGGAACUAUCCACGCAGAUCUCAGCCAAGGGUAUUGGCAUCGGUUACAUCGCCGGCCUGUUCCUGCAAUGCGUGGCCAUCGCCAUUCUGAUCGUACUGAAGAACACAACUUGGUCGCAGCGCAUCGUCCUUUGUGUCAUCGGCGCAUGGUGGGCCAUCUUCACUAUCCCAGCCGCCAUGUGGCUACGACCUCGUCCGGGACCUCCUCUGCCAACCAAGUCCAACACCGGAGGCAUCCGCGCCUUGUUCCACUACACCAUCUAUGCCUGGAAGUCCCUCUUCCGCACCAUCCAUCUCGCCCGGCGCCUGGUGGACAUUGUCCUCUUCCUAGCCGGCUGGUUCCUCCUCUCGGACGCCAUCGCCACCACCUCCUCCACCGCCAUUCUCUUCGCCAAAACCCAACUGCACAUGGAACCCUGGGCGUUGGGAAUGAUCAACGUCAUCUCCACCGCCUCAGGCAUCAUCGGCGCCUUCUCGUGGUCCUUCAUUUCGCGCAAAUUCCGUCUCAAAGCCCACCAGACCAUCCUGGCUUGCAUCGCCCUCUUCGAGCUGAUUCCCCUCUACGGACUAAUGGGUUACCUCCCCUUUGUCCAAGCCUGGGGCGUCGGCGGCUUACAACAGCCAUGGGAGAUGUAUCCCCUGGCCGCCAUCUACGGAUUCGUGCUAGGUGGACUGUCUGGGUACUGCCGCUCUUUGUACGGUGAACUCAUCCCGCCCGGAUCCGAGGCCGCUUUUUACGCUCUGUACGCUAUCACCGACAAAGGGUCGAGCGUGUUCGGACCGGCGAUUGUGGGCGCAAUUAUCGACGCGAGCGGGGAGAUUAGGCCGGCGUUCUGGUUCUUGGCGGCCAUUGUGGGCACGCCGGCGCUGUUCAUUUGGUUUAUCAAUGUGGAGAGGGGGCGAACGGAGGGAGAGGCGUUGGCGGAGGUUAUUGAGGGGUUUAAGCUGAACGGACUGAACGAGCUGAGUGGAAAUGGGAAUGGGGUGGAUGGAUUGGCGGAGGAGAGGAGAGGAAGUGAUGCUAGUAGGGCGAUUUUGGGGAGGUAUGAUGAUGAGGAUGAUGAGUGA
Molecule: messenger RNA, 2052 nt
Organism: Neurospora tetraspora
Lineage: Eukaryota; Fungi; Ascomycota; Sordariomycetes; Sordariales; Sordariaceae
Product: vacuole effluxer Atg22 like-domain-containing protein
Exons: 4
Coding region: 1-2052 (683 amino acids)
Biological process (GO): amino acid transmembrane export from vacuole
Source: RefSeq, a predicted model, not a curated record